UUCAAUAAUAUUAGACCUUGCAUUUGUGUGAUCUAGAAUGGCUAAUUCAACUAUCAUUACUUUCAACAUAAUUCUCUUCUUUGUCCUCAUUUCUCAAGGUUGCAGCCAAUGCUCGUUGAAGGAUCUCCAUGUAGGCCAAUUUCUAUCAGGAAAUAUAGUGAACGGAAUGCCAGAAUGGAAUGUGCUUGUCUCCAAUUGGUGUCGAUGUGUUCAAACAAAUGUGAUGUUGAAUUGCACUGGAUUUGAAUCCAUUGAACCAAUAGACCCAAGACUUUUGAAGUUUCAACCAUUGCAAGGUGUUUGUCUUGUUAAUUCCGGAAAACCUAUUGGAAAAGAUGUUUUUGAAUUCCAAUAUGCAUGGGACGUUCCAUUUCCAUUUAGUCCCAUUUCCUCAGUCAUUUCUUGUUCUUAAAUGUAAAACCAAUGAGUUUUGGCUUUAGCUUAGCUUUGUUUACAAAGCUCGGUAAUUCUUCAAUAAAAUGUGAUU
Molecule: messenger RNA, 487 nt
Organism: Glycine soja
Lineage: Eukaryota; Viridiplantae; Streptophyta; Magnoliopsida; Fabales; Fabaceae
Exons: 2
Coding region: 38-412 (124 amino acids)
Biological process (GO): cell fate determination
Source: RefSeq, a predicted model, not a curated record